Pygoscelis adeliae (Adelie penguin) is the source of this 438-nucleotide messenger RNA. It is a transcript of the gene PLLP, whose product is annotated as plasmolipin. NCBI's taxonomy places the organism in Eukaryota, Metazoa, Chordata, Aves, Sphenisciformes, Spheniscidae. Gene Ontology annotation, molecular function: structural constituent of myelin sheath. Gene Ontology annotation, cellular component: membrane. The record is from RefSeq and is a predicted model, not a curated record. The coding region runs from base 1 to 438 and encodes 145 amino acids. Gene Ontology annotation, biological process: myelination. The transcript has 3 exons.
AUGACGGGGCAGGUGCUCGGCUUACUGGUGUGGGCUCUCAUCGCCGACACAACGUACCACCUCCACGCAGCAUACGGCUGGGUGAUGUUUGUGUCCAUCUUCUUCUGGAUAGUAACAGUCCUUUUCUUCGUGACUUACCUCCUGCAGCUUCAGCUGAAGUUCUACGUGAUCCCCUGGCCCCUCGUGCUGAUGAUCUUCAACGCUGUGGCAACCGUCCUGUACAUCACCGCCUUCGUAACGUGCGCGGCUGCCGUCCAGCCUACCUCGUGGCGGCAGUGGGAUUACAACCGGAGAGCCGCGGCCUGGGGUGUGCUCCUCUUCCAGUUCUUCGCCUGCCUUGCGAUGAUCGCCUACGGGGCGAGCACCUUCUUCAGCUUCCGCGCCUGGAAAGGACUCGGCAGCAACGCGGCCACCAGCCAAGUGACUGACCAUGCGUAA